AUGUAACUAAGAGGAGGAGGAGUUGGAUGUAUGAAAUAUGGUAAUGCAAUAAACACUAUUACGCCUCACAAUAAUUAAUCGUAGGUCGAAUAACAAGCUCCACCACCUAAUUUAUAAAACUAAAUUAUAUUUCACUCAAAUAGGAUUGCUAAGAAUGCUGUAACUGCUGUUGAUAAAAAGAAUGAUCUAAUGAAUAGUUUUCAAUUUUUUUUUAUUCAUGAAAGGCAACUUUGGGAAUAAGCAAAACAUCCAAAUUAAUAAUAAGAAAAUAUUGAUUUAAUUUUGGAGUGCCUCAAUUAACUUUUACCAGCCUUAAAAAUUUUUAUCUAAUCUAACCAUUUAUAUGCACUUUUUACUUCAUAAUUGAUUUGUAGUUUAAUUUGGGUAAUAUUUACAUUCUAUUCCACAAAAAAAGAAAGGAUCUUAAAGGUUUAAUAAUAGUAAUAAUACUUAACUGAAAUUGAGUAAAUAUAUGAAAGAUUAGAGAUAGAGAGUGAAGGAUCAAAAUAUCAAAAUAACAUAGAAUAUGAAUUAUUUGUCAUUAGGGCAGUAUUAUUUAUUACUCCAACCGAUUCGUAAGAAGGCUCUGAGAUUCUGUCGUCAUUUUGUUAAGGUGCCUUUUCAAGCCUAACUUCAUUCACCCUUGAUGAUAAAUUGAUUGAAAGUUUAAAAAAAGGAGUUGUAUACUUAUAUCAAUAAGGUGUGAAAUAUUCUAGAAUGAAAAAAUUAGAAAUUAUAUUUUCAUUAAUGAGUUUGAAGUUUGAUGCUAUGAAUAAAUUGGAAGAGAGUAAGGAGACAAAUGCAUAGAGUAGUAAAUCCAAGGUAGUUGCUGAAUUGUUGGGUAAAAUGUAUUGCAAUGUUGUGAAAGAAUCUAGCGAUUGGGAAAUUUGGUAUUGUUGGAUUUAAACAUUAUCUUCUUUAUUUCAAUUCAAGCCAGUGGUAUAGAAGUUAAACUUAGAAGAAUCUCUGAAGAGUGAGAUAUUGAACAAGGAUUAUGUAAUUACAACACUUGGAGAUUAAAAAAUAUUGUCUUUAAAAUACUCUAUAAUUUAAACUGAUAUAAACUCUAAGAAAGUAUUCAAUAGUUCAACGACACUCUAAGAAUUAGCCUAACUUUAGAAUUUCAUUUUAAACGGUUAUGACUAAUUAUCUAAUUAUGAAUAAUAGUAUUUUAUUAAACUUCAGGCUUUAGAUGAAUAAAAGUAAAAUAAUUAACCAUAAUUGCCAAUUACUUUAUCAAGAAUUUCCUAAUUAUUGAAUUAAGUAUAAUCUUUGUAAUCAACAUUUAUUGAAUUUAAUGAGAUUGUAAUGUCUCAAGAUUUUACAGAUCAAUAAAAGUUAAAGUAAUCAGAGAAAUUAAUGAAAGAAUCUCAAAUGAAAAUAAUUGCAUCUUUAUAAGAAAUAGAACAUUUGGAUACAUUGAAAACUAUUAUUUAAGAUUCAUCUUAAUCAAGAAAUAGUUAAAGUAUCUAUUUUGAUGACUACUAUUAAAUCUAAUAAACUAAUUGUCAAAUUUAUCUAAUGAGAUUGGCUGAUUUUGAAAAAGAUAAAUACCAAAAAACAUCCAAAUCUGUUGAUUAUAUUAAAAUUAUUGAAGAAUUAAUUUAAAGUUCCAAAAAAGAUGAAACUAUUAAUAAGACAUUUGAAGAUUUUAAAAAGUAACAAAAUGACAAAGGUAAUAUCAUGAAUUUGUAAAAUUCUUUGAAAAGUUUAGUUUGCAAAAAAGAAAAAAGUUUAAAUUUUCAAUAAGAUGAUUAUUUAUUGGGGCUCAUCUAAGCAAUAAAUUUGAAUUAAUAAUGGAUAUCUAAUUUGGAAUGGAAUUUACAAAAUUGCAUAAUCUUACAAAUAUAUCUAAGAAUGUUAUUAUAAGAAUAAAAUAAUGAUAGAGAUUCUAAUCUUAAAGAAUCAAUAAUUCGUAUUGCUAAUCAACAUAUAUCCUACUAAUCAUUAAGUUAAUCAAUUAAAUUUUUAUAUAAUCAAUACUUUAAUUGUGAAUGUAUUUUUUUUAAGAAAUUUUCGAGACCUGAAUAAAAAUCAAAGAGUAAUCUGGAAAAGUUGCUGAUAACCUUAUUAAUUGAUAAUUUUGAUGCCAAAAACACUAACCUAUCAAUUCUUAGUAUCCAUUUGUUUUCCGAAAGAUCCUCAGAUAAGAAUGUGAAAUUUGAUUUGGAAAUCUCAAAGAUGAUGGAGGAGGAGAUGGAUCAGUCAAUAAGUUAUAUAAAUUAAGUUUAAAGUGCUUUAAAAAUGAUUAUUGAUUAUCUUCAAUAUGAAGAUGGAGCUAAUAAAGAAGUAACUGAUGAAUUAGGAUAUCUUAAGGACACAAAAUGCAUCAAUGAAGUGAAACAAAAAUUGAAUGAAAAUUACAUAAACAGUUAAGAAUGUUUGCAAAAGCUUUAGAAUUAUUUUGAAAAAUUUAAGUAGAUUUUUACAAGCUUAGAGACUAGUAUUAAGGACACUGAUCAAGGUUUUUAUGAAUAUUUAAAUCAGAAAUUAAAUUAAUUAGAUUAAUUGAUAGUGUUAUUUACAGGACUUGUUGAAUUAUGUAUUAUUAAUAAAAAAGACGAAGAAUUAGUCAAACAAAUCAAAGAAGAUAUUGGAGAGAAGUUAAAUUAAUUGAUUGGUUAAACAUAUGUCAAAAAUGAUAAUCUCAAUAUUUAACUUAACAAUACAAUCCAAGAUGAAAUUGAAUUUUACAAAAAUAUUCAUUCUGAAUUAGAAGAAUUGAGAUAAAAAUUAGAGAAACAAUUGAAUCAAGUUAAAGAUACUGAAAAAGAACUAUAAUAAAUUUAAAAAAAAUAGAAAAAUGUAGUAACAUUAGAAAAGUUAUAAAAAUAGAAUAAUAGUUAUGAUACUGUUCUCAAAGACACUAAAGACGAGAUCACAUAAUCUCUUAGAAAGUUAUAAUAAGAAUAAACUACUAUAGAAUUAGAUAUUUCAAAGAUAAAAGAAAAAUUAAGCUAAAUACAAAAGAUUUAACAUAAGAAGGAUAUUGAAUCUCAAUUACACUUUAUUUUGGUUUAAAUAGAAAGUAAGGAGAAGUAAUGUAAUUACUUUGAAUAGCAAUAUGAUAAAAUUAAAGAAGAAAUUGUAGAUAUUCUAUAAAAUAAUAAAUGGAGAAUAAGAUAAGUUAUUAUUUACGAAUUGCAAUAAAUGAAGUAGUUUUGUUUAUCAGAAAACACAAUUAACCUAAGUUCAGGGCUUUUGGUUAAAUUUUCAGUUUUUGAAACCAAUAAAAAAAUAAGACUACUAUUCAACAAUUAAGGGGGAUAGGAAUCUUUAAAGAUCUUAAGUCAUUAUUGGCCAAGUCAAGAGCAAAUGAUUUAAAAUAAAAUCAAAGAAAAAAUUAAGGAAUUAAACGAUAUUGCUUAAAAAUUGACAAUAGAAACCUCAACCCAAUUGAAAAUUAAAUAUCAAAAGGAAUAUGGCAGAUUGGAGAAAGAAAUUUAGGGAAUUCUAGGAAAUGUGGAAAAUAUAGGAAAUCAACUGGAGAUAACAAUCCUGUUUUUUUAGGAUUUGAAGUAAGAUCUUUUAAGAAUAGAAAAUUAAAUCAAACAACUUUAGGAAGCCAUGGAAAGCAUCAAUAAGGAUCUCAAGUUCUUAAAAGGAAGAUCAGUGAAAGAACUAUUUGAAAUGAGAAUGAAAAGAGUACUUCAAUAAAGGUUAGUUUAUAAUUCGGAUAAUGUUUAUAUUUAAAUUUUAACAAAGGAAAAGAUAUUAUUAGAAGAUAAGGAAGAUAAUGAAACUUUAUUAUUUACAGAGGAUUUAUUUGGAAAUGGAGAAAUUAAUGAAUUUAUUUGGAAAUAAUAGAAAGAUUCUUUAUUAAUUCAUGGAUAAGCAGGAUCAGGAAAGAGUACAGCUGCUAGAAAGAUUGAAGAAUUUCUAUGGCUUAUCUAUUAGAAAAACAAAAAUCAAACUGAUUAUAUUCCAUUAAUUCCAAUCUUUGUUUCACUUCCUUAAUUAAAAGACCCUAUAUAUUGUGCAAUAGAGGAGACUCUUAGAUCAGAUAAUUAUAGAUUUAGUGAAAGACAAGUAGAGGAACUUAAAGAAGCAUUAGAACAAAAAAAAUACAGAUUGAUAAUCAUUAUGGAUAGUUAUGAUGAACUGAAGCAACAAUAUAUUGGAAUGAAUUUGAAUCUCUCCAAUAGAAUUUCGAAAUGGAGAUGCAGUUCCGAUAAAAACAAGUACCCUAAGGUAAUUACUACUUCAAGAUCAGAACUCUUCACAAUAAAGGGAUAUGGCUCUUGGUUUUUAUCAGAAUCGAAUGAUCCCAAUUAUUAUAAGGAGGUGCGAUUAUUAAAAUUUACAGAGAACCAAAUAAAGCAAUAUAUUCAAGAAUACACAUUCCUAAGUGUCAAAAGAAUAAUUAAGGAGUUCUAUUUUGCUGCUUAUUAAGAUUAGGAUUAUUAAGAGUUUGAGAACGUUUAUGUAGAUAUUAUCAAGACAGUAGGAUUGCUAAAUAUAAAAUAAGACAAGCAAUAAAUGCUUAGUCAGGAUAUCAUUGAAUCUUUAAUUUUGAAAUGCAAGCAUUUUGUUUCAACUGAACAUCAGAAAUCGCUGGCUUAGAUGUUAAUGGAGAUUUGGUCUAGUUGGAAGUAUGAAAACUUCAUAAAGUUGAUGGGGUUGGAGUAGGUCAUAGAAACACCAUUUAUGGUGGAAAUAGUGAUGGCUGUUCUUCCUUAUGUAGUAAAGUAGAGGUAGGAAAUUAAUAAUAUCAAAGAGAACUUUAUUAAAAAAUACGUUUAUUUGAGUAAAUAUAGUGAUUCUUUAUAAAAAUAGGCGCUUGAUGAAUGGCAGGGGAUAGUGAAUAAUUAAUAGUUCCUUACAAAAUUUAUUCAGGAAUUUUAGAUUUCUGAAUAGGAGAAGAUGAUAAAGCAAUAUUUUUAGAAUAAUUAAAGCUUUAAUAUAAUAGAGAAGGCAUUGCUCUUAGAACCCUUGUCUACAUAUGAUUUUUAUAUCCAAUUUUUAGAGCAUUAUUUUAAGAGAUAAAUAAAUAAGCUGAGAGAAACAGGAGAAUAGAUUGAUUUUGAUUCAAUAGGAAAUCAAUUAUGGGAAUUUGCUCAUAAAUUGGCGAAUGAAAUGACAUUUAACAAUUUGAGUUAAGUUCCUUUUUAACCGGGUGGAUUAGUGUUUAAAAAGGAGGACAAAGAUUGGAGAGAUGACUUUUUUAAUGAUGAUUGUUAAGAAGGGACGUUCAAAAGAUUAUUUAGAAAAUGUAUACCAAUUAGAUAGAAAAGUGGAAUUUAUUCAUUCAAUCACAAAUCUUUAUAAGAGUUCUUAGUAGCCAAAUGGUUUAUAGAACAAUUGGUCAAGUUAGAUGUAUAAGAGGUCAAGUUAGAGUUGGAAGCGGUCAAGAAGGAUCAAUAAGCGGUCAAGUAGGAUCAAUAAGGAUAGGAAAAACCUGUAAAAACUGAUAAAGACAAGCAGAAAUAAUUAGUUAAAUACAAUUUCUUUUAAAAGUCGUGGGAUUUUGAUUAUAUGCAAGGACCUAUUCGAUUUAUAAUCAAUAAAAUAAAUUUCAAUGAAGAAUUAAAAUAGAAACUAAUGAAUAUAAUCUAUUUUUCAAGAUAUCAUGAUGAUUUUAUUAUUGGAAGUUCUAAUAGUCUGUAUUUAUUAAAUCUCUUAGGGUAGUAAUUUAUAGAGACAGAUUUUCAAAAAAUCAAAAUUAAAUAAGUGAGUUUAAAUAAUGCUAACUUUUUUCGUUGUAAUUUCAACUAUUCCAUAUUUAACAAAGUGAAAUUGUCUGGAGUCAAUCUGAAUAAUACUGAGAUAAAGACAGCAACAUGGGAUAUUUUAAUUGAUGAAUUACCAAAAAUAGAAACCAAUAUUGGAAUUGCAAAUUAGAUUAUAUAUAUUGAAGAAGAAAAUAUUUUUUUAGUACACGAUCGUAUUUAAGUCAAAUAAUAUAACUUAAAUUAGUUUUAGGAGGAAAGGAAAUUAAACAUAGAUUUCAAACCAAAGUUUAUAGUCUUAUCAAAUAAUUAGAAAUUGUUAGCGAUGAUAAAUAGAAAUGAAGCCUUAAUUUUUGAUAUCACUAGUAAUAAAGCUAUUUAAAAAUUAAACUUUGGUGAUUGCUUCUCAGAAUAUAAAGAGACUAUUACAUUUGGCCCAGAUGAUUAAUCCAUAAUCUUAGGAGGAAGUGAUGGAGCAGAUGAGUUGAAAUUGAUACUCUAGUAUGAAAAUAUCCCAGAAGUAAAAUAACAAAAUCAAAAUAUGAAAUCAAAACAUGCCCCAAAAAGUAAUUUAAAAAUGAAAACGAAUGAUGAUAAUAAUGAUGAAAAAGAUAUAAUGUAGGAGCAAAUUAGUAUUUAGUAAACAUAAAUGAAUAAAAUGCUCAAAGUACAACCAGAUUCGAUUGUUGCACUUGAUUAAAUUAAUUCAUUGACUAAAGAAAAGGUGUAUGAAUUAAAAUGUGCAAAGGUAGUCAUUUUAUAACAUUACAACAAAUUUUCCAUUUAUUAUUAAAAAGAAACGAAAAAGGAACUAGAACAAUAUGACUCAAAAUUAAGCUAAUUGAUAUGCUCAGAUGUAAAUAGAGAUUCAACCUUAGUUGCCUUUGGUGGUGAUAAAGGAGAAAUAAUUGUAUUUUAAAUAUCAUCGGUUGAUAUCAAUUUCAGUCUUUCAGGUCAUAAGGAAUAAAUAUCACAAAUUUAAUUUUCUACUGAUGGAAAAUAAUUGGUGUCCUGCUCUUGUGACAAGACUAUCAAAUUAUGGAAUAUUUAAUAAAAAAAUUUGAUAAGUCAAACAGCAUUUAUCUUAAAACCAAAAGUAUAUUCAUUAUGCUUAGUUAACAAUUCAAAUUUAGCCUUAACUGGAUUUGCUGAUGGACUUGUUUAAUUAUGGGACUUAGAAAAUUCAGAUUCAACGAUCGAUGCCAAUAAAGGACACUAAGCUGAGAUAACAUGUGCAAUAUUUUCAUUAGAUGGAAGCUUCAUAAUCUCAGGAUCAGCCGAUAAGAUGAUCAAAAUUUGGAAUACAAGGUCUGGAUUAUAAGAAGGUCAAAAUCUAAUUAAACAUAAAUAAACUAUCCUCUCCUUGGCCAUCUCAGAUGAUCCAUAGCUAUUAUGCUCUGGUAGUUUGGAUGGUGAUGUUUAUCUGUGGGAUUUUAAGAGUUAGAAAUUUUUGAAACAAAUUAAUUUAUUUGGAAGUUAAGUAUGUGAUAUCAAGAUUAUAAAAUAUAAUGACGGAUAGAGAAUAUUGACUCAAACAAAUGAAUGUAUAGUGUAAUUGUGGUAGGAGAGUCUAAACGAGUUCUAUUUGUUAUAUAAUUAUACAGAUGUUAAUAAGAGAUGUAUUUCUGGUAAAGAAAGUAAGGAAAUACUUUUACAAUCGAAAAAUAGCCAUAUACCCUAACAAGAAUUUAGAAACCUUGCAUAUGAUGCUAUAUAGUAACAUAAAAUUUCAUCAAUAGGAGCUAGUAUUGAUGGAUUAGUAAAAUUAAUAGGAACUAAUUAAGGAACAUUGUUGAUAGUUAGGCAUGAUUUAAGAUCAGAACAAAAAAAACCUAAGGACUCUGAACCUAUUUCAAUUAUUAAGACUUUAAGUUCUAAAUACUUUUUGACAAUAUCAGCAUAACAUAUUUUUGUGUGGAAGUUUUCUGAUUUCAGUGUAAAAGAGUCCCUUUUAACUGAGAAUACAAUAAUAAAUGAUGUUCUUGUAAAUGAAGAUUCAUUUUUUUGUGCAGGAAAUCUAAUAGAAAUUUGGGCUAUAUCCUCUUAAACUAAAGUAUAAAAAAAAAUAUUCAUACCAAAUGCAACUAUUACAUCUAUUGGGUAUGAUUAAAAAAAUACAACAAUUUACGCCGGAUUAACUAAUGGCAAUAUUGUUGUCAUUGAUCAACUCACAGAUGUAUAAAAAUAAAUUUAGCAUGCUCAUUCUAAAGAAAUUACUUCAAUUCAUUGGCUUAAAACAAGAGAUAUGUUAAUAACAGGAGGUGAUGAUUUAACAUUGAAAUUAUGGAGUUCAGACUUAAGAGUUAUAAAAGAAGUUGAAAUUUAUGAUACUCUGGUUUCAACAUUUAUUUCAUCCAAUGAAAUUUAUAUGAUAGUCUAAGAAUAACAUCAAUUAAGUAUUUGGGACUUAGAAAAAUUAGAACACGUAGAGAACAUGAUCACCAUUCAAAAAUCUGCUAAAGUGAUGUUGUCCAGUUCUACUUAACAAGUAUUUUGGACUAAUGAAUAGUAAAUAUCUUCACUACCAGUCAUGAAUAAGAAAAUUUAUACUUCUUAUAUGACGGAGAAACAAUCACAUAAUCCAGAAUUUAUGGCAAACACCGAAAAAAUGAUAAUUACUGCAGACAGAAAAGGUAAUUUAUUCAUGUGGGAUAAUGAAGGGCAAAAAAUUGAUGAAAAGAGGACAGAUAAGAAUAAUGAAUUAAGAUCUAUACAUUUGUCUAAUGAUUAAACCAAAAUUGUUUGUGCCUUUAAGAAUAUAAUUACUAUAGUCGAUCUUCAGAAAAAGUAAGAAAUAUUUAAUAAAGAUGUCUCAAAUUAUGACAUUACUAGAGCAUUGUAUCUAACUAACAAUGAUCUACUUUUUGUUACUAAUUCAGAAAAAAGUCAGGUUAUUAAAUUUUCAAUUACAGAACCAAAAACAGAGACUAUCAUAAGUAACCAUACAGGUAAAACUCUUGGGGCAGCUACCACGAAAGAUUCAUGCUUCUUAACUUAUGGAUCCGAUUAAGCUAUUAGGUAUUAUAUAGAGUAAUAAUAAUGCAAAUUUGUCUUUUCUUCAUUGCUAAGAUUUGAAUGUGAAGGGGCAUAAAUAAAAAACAGUAACAUUUCAUUUAAAUCCUAAAUUGAUCUUAAAGUACUUUUUAAAUAGAAGAAGGCUAUUUUAGAAUGA
This is a messenger RNA of Paramecium tetraurelia, 8841 nucleotides long. RefSeq lists its product as uncharacterized. Lineage: Eukaryota; Ciliophora; Oligohymenophorea; Peniculida; Parameciidae. The transcript has a single exon. Gene Ontology annotation, molecular function: protein binding. The record is from RefSeq and is a predicted model, not a curated record.